AUGGCCGAACAGCCCACCAAGAAGAAACAAUGGAUUCUCAAUGGCUUCACCAUGAGCACACCCGGCCAUCUGGCCCCAGGGCUCUGGCGGCACCCACGCAACCGCAGCGCACAGUACACGGAUCUCGAGUAUUGGACAGACAUGGCCAAAGUACUUGAAUCCGGCAAGAUCCAUUCGAUAUUCAUCGCCGACGUCCUGGGUCCUUACGACGUCUACAAGGGACCCGAUAGCUUCGACCCGGGUCUUCCCGGGGUUGCGCAGAUUCCCAUGGCUGAUCCUUUCCUUCCGAUUGCCGCAAUGGCUGCCGUAACCAAGAACCUCUCCUUCGGGAUCACGGCCUCGACGACGUACGAGAACCCGCAUCUUCUUGCAAGGCGGUUCGCAACGUUGGAUCACUUGACGAAGGGUCGCGUGGCGUGGAAUGCUGUCACCAGUCACUUGGAGUCCGCCGCACGGAAUGUUGGACUCGAGACGCAGAUCGCCCAUGACGAGCGAUACAAGAUGGCGGAUGAGUACCUUAAUUUAACCUAUAAGCUGUGGGAGAGUUCAUGGAGAGACGAUGCUGUCGUCAAGGAUGCAGAGCAGUACGCUGUUCCGGGCAGGGUAAGGAGGAUUGAUCAUCGGGGGGAAUACUUCAAAUCAGCCGGGCCCCUGACAACCGAACCCUCUAUCCAACGCACCCCCUUCAUCUUCCAAGCGGGCACCAGCACGGCCGGUAAAGCCUUUGCAACGAAGCACGCCGAGUGCAUGUUCCUUGCCGGGCUUGAACCCACAGCAGUCCGCAAGUCCGUCGAGGAUAUCCGCGCCCGCGCAAUCGAGCACGGUCGCGACCCUAAUAGUAUCAAGACCAUCACUGGAAUCCUAGUUAUCGUCGACGAAACCGACGAAAAGGCGCAGGCAAAAUGGGAGGAUUACCUCCAGUAUGUUGAUCUUGAGGGCGCAGCGACGCUUUUUGGAGGCUGGACGGGGACCGAUCUUUCGAGAUUCGAUGACGAGGAGGAUUUCCGAUUCACGGGCCCUGGGGCGAUUCAAUCUCUAGUCAAUGCAUGGACCGCGACAGUGCCAGGAACAGAUGGCCUGAAAUGGACGAAGAAACGCGUUGCUCAGGAGAUUGCCAUUGGUGGUCCUCAUGCCCGCGCGAUUGGGUCUCCGAGUACCGUGGCAGAUAUCCUCGAGCGCUGGAUCGAAGAGAGUGGGAUCGACGGGUUCAAUCUGUCGUAUGCGAUUGCUCCGGCGGACUUUGAGGAUAUUGUCAAGUAUCUACUGCCGGAACUUAGGAGGAGAGGGGUCUUUUGGGACGAUUAUGUGGCUACGACGACAAGGGAGAAUUUCUUGCAGGAUGGAAAAGGACCCAGGCUGAGGGAUGAUCAUCCGGGGUCGCAGUAUAAGUGGGCAGCAGAGUGA
Molecule: messenger RNA, 1404 nt
Organism: Aspergillus calidoustus
Lineage: Eukaryota; Fungi; Ascomycota; Eurotiomycetes; Eurotiales; Aspergillaceae
Source: the annotation of a GenBank genome assembly